This is a messenger RNA of Trichomycterus rosablanca, 1662 nucleotides long. RefSeq lists its product as uncharacterized. The annotation marks the transcript as partial. The record is from RefSeq and is a predicted model, not a curated record. The transcript has a single exon. Lineage: Eukaryota; Metazoa; Chordata; Actinopteri; Siluriformes; Trichomycteridae.
CUUGAGCGGCUCAUCUCGUGGGCAAGGAUGAGCUUCAAGCCCGCCAAGUCCAGGUUUUUGGUCUUGAAGAAAGGCAAGGUGGUCGAUCGGUUUCGCUUUGCCAUAGGAGAGACAGCAAUUCCAUCAGUGACUGACAAACCUGUGAAGAGCUUGGGCAAGGUCUUUAACAGCUCCUUGAGGGACUCCGGUGCACUCCAGCAAACUAAGGCUGACCUGACUGCAUGGCUUGCAGCUAUAGACAAGUCGGGGCUGCCAGGGAAAUUCAAAACCUGGAUUUACCAACAUGGAGUCCUGCCAAGACUCCUUUGGCCUUUGCUUGUCUAUGAGGUGCCCAUAACAAUGGUGGAGACGUUGGAAAGAACCAUCAGCCAGUUUCUUCGCAGGUGGAUGGGGCUUCCCCGAUCCCUUAGCAGCAUCGCGUUGUAUGGCCAUUCCACAAUGCUGCAGCUUCCAAUCAGCGGCUUGUCAGAGGAGUUUAUGGUCACACGUUCCAGGGAGCUGAUGAUGUACAGGGACUCCGCUGACAAAAAAGUCGCCACCGCAGGAAUCCAAGUGAAAACGGGGAGGAAGUGGAAGGCCCACGAAGCCAUUGACAGAGCUGAGGCACGGCUGCAGCACAACAUCUUGGUGGGUAACACAGCAGUGGGUCGGGCUGGGCUUGGUAGCUUCUCUAAACCUCGCUACGAUAAAGCUGGAAGAAUGGAGAGACGUCAAAUGGUACAGGAUGAGAUCCGAGUAGAAGUGGAGGAAAAUCGGCGGAUCAAGAUGGUGGCUAUGUACCAACAAGGCGCCUGGACAAGGUGGGAACACGCCGAAAAGCGGAAAAUUACCUGGCCAGAGCUCUGGAGACUGGAGCCCCAGCACCUCAAGUUUCUCAUCCUAUCCGUGUAUGACGUUCUUCCAAGCCCAACCAAUUUGCAGCGCUGGGGUAUGGCAGACACCGCGGCAUGCCAGUUAUGUGAGAGGAGAGCCACGCUAGAGCAUAUCCUCAGUUGCUGCCCGAAGGCCUUGGGGGAAGGGCGUUAUCGCUGGCGACAUGACCAGGUCCUUAGGGCUCUGGCAGAUACGCUCAGCAUAGCAAUCUCCAACUGCAGAUACCAGCCCCCCCGAAAGAAGCUCAUUACCUUCGUCAGAGCUGGAGAGCAGGCACAACAUCAGCCAGGUUCCUCUGGAGGGCUUCUCACCACAGCACGAGACUGGGAACUCCAAGUCGACCUGGGGAAACAGCUUAAGUUCCCAGAGCACAUCUUGGCCACUGCACUCCGCCCAGACGUGGUGUUGACAUCGGAGUCAACAAAGCAAGUGGUCCUGGUGGAGCUGACUGUUCCCUGGGAAGACAGAGUUGAGGAGGCCAAUGAACGUAAGAGAGCCAAAUACUCUGAGUUAGUGGCUGAGUGUCGGAGCAAAGGCUGGAAAGCCCGAUGCGAACCAGUCGAGGUGGGGUGCAGGGGUUUUGCUGGCCAGUCUCUACCCCGCACCUUGAAGCUCCUUGGAGUUAAGGGUCAGCUGUGCAGAAAAGCCAUUAGGAACAUCAUAGAGGCUGCGGAGAAAGCCUCAAGAUGGCUAUGGAUCCGGAGGGGGGACCCUUGGAGUAGCAGGCCACUUGGACACAAGUUGGGGGCUGAUCACCCCCGGCUGGGUCGCCCGAGCGAGGGUGUUUGA